This is a messenger RNA of Symbiodinium natans, 3252 nucleotides long. The record is from the annotation of a GenBank genome assembly. Lineage: Eukaryota; Dinophyceae; Suessiales; Symbiodiniaceae.
AUGGGCAGCCGGGAAGCUGCAAGAGAGCUGGUGAGGCUCGCCUGGCCUUCCAUCCUGGCGCUGUUGCUUGACCAGGUAACUGGGCUCACGACAAUGUUUUUCGUGGCGGCGCUGGACGAUGAGUACCUUCUGGGCUCCGUCGGCUUGGGUGCCAUGGCACAGAACGUCUUCGGCUUUAGCUUGGGCAUGGGAGUGAACAGCGCGUUGUCCACGCUUGUUUCGCAGGGCAAAGGGGCCGGGCGCCUGGACCUUUGCAAGCUUGCGCUGGAGCAGGCGCAGAUUCUGAGCUUGCUGGUAGCCGUGCCGAGCAUGUUCCUGAUGAUGUAUGCCGGGGCCUUCUUUGAGGCUGUGGGCAUCAAUCAGCGUUCGGCUCGCGAUGCUGGAGAGUAUGUGCGGGGGACCAUCUUCGUGAUGCCCAUCCACUUCCUGUCCUGCGCCACCCGCCUCUUCUUGCGGGCACUGAAGCUUCCUCGCCCACCAACCUACGUCAGCCUGGUCGUGGCGCUCUUCCAUCCGCUCUGGUGCUACCUCCUGCUCCACCGCUUGGCUGCUGGCGCUUUCGGCGCCGGCCUUUGCGUUUCCAUCAGCUACGGUCUGUAUUUCGUGCUUCUGACGGCCUAUGUGGCACUGGUGAGGCCGGCACCCUGCGGCGACGCCUGGACACCCCUACCGCUGGGGCUGGUGAAACGGCGUCUCCGUCAGUGCAUGAAGCCCCUCGAGGCCGAGCGCCAGGCCACGGAGGCCGAGCCUGGUUUCCGGGAUUACCUUUGUGUGGCCUUGCCAUCUGCAGUGCUGAUGUGGACGGAGUGGUGGGUCUACGAGGCGAUGAGCCUUCUGGCAGGGCUCUGCGGCAAGACGGCGUUAGCGGCGCACACCGGCACCUCCUCCUGGCUCCUCAUCGUCUUCAUGGUCCCCCAGGGUCUGGGCUCGGCGACCUCGGCAGCUGUGGGCCAUGCCAUUGGUGCAGGUCACAGCAGAGAGGCCCGCAGCAGCUUGAAAGCUGCGGCGGCACUCAUCCUUGGGAUCUGCCUUCUCCUCGGACUGCUGCUGUGCCUCUUCCGUGGGGCCGCAGCUCGCGUCUUCAGCACCGAUGACGCAGUGGUCGAGACCAUGAACGUCCUCAUCGUCAUCCUAGUUGUUUUCCAGUUCUUUGACGGCUUGCAAACCGUCCUGGAGGGCGGCCUCAUAGGCCUGGGUCUCCAGCGUGGGGCUUCACAAGUGAAGCUGGUGUCCAUGGUGGUGGUGCGUCUCGGCGGGGCAUAUGUACUCGCCAUCUCCCUCCACAUGGGGGUUUCUGGAAUCUGGGUGGCCGGCGUCCUUGGGAUGCUGGUCACAGUGUGCUUGUAUGCCCGCCUGCUGCGACGUUGUGACUUCGAGCUGUUGGCCAGCUGUGCCCAGCAACAGCUGACCCAGCCGCUGCCGCGGCACGCUGUUCUUGGCGCCGACGCGGCCCGCACAGGACGCCGCGGAUGCUGUGGUUCUGACUUCCUGGCAUCAGCGCCCAAGGCUGCGCCCAGAGCACAGGUCUCGAGCCUGCACGCCGCCUACAGCACUGAAAAGCCUUCGAGCAUUUCGAAGGUCUGCGCGACGGAAACGGAGGAUGCCUUCCUCCGCCGCUACGGCGGCCGCCUCUUGGGGGGCGCCGAGGCGGAGACUGCACAAGGGACGGCCGACGCCGUCGACUCACAGAACUUUACGCCCAUCCUCUUUGCAAACUGCCUCAUCAUAGGCCUCUCGGCUGCCCUGGGUGGCUACGACCACGGCGCCGCCAGCGGCGCGCUGCAGAAUCUUGUGACGCUGCGAGGUCUGAAGAUUCACGGCAGAUUGGGGCCGCUCCUGCAGGGAUGGAUCGUGGCCUCGGCUUGGAUGUCGAACAUCGGCGGCAACCUCUGCGGCUACUACAUGCCCACGCCACGGCUAGCUCUGAUUGUGGCUGGCAUUUUUGAGGCCAUCGGAAGCCUCCUGACGGCCAUGGCUCCGCAACUUUGGGUCCUCAUCCUGGGUCGCUUGAUCAACGGCUUCGGUCUUGGACUCAACGGCGUGGCCGUGUCGCAGUACAUCAGCGAAAUUGCGCCCCCCAAUGCGCGAGGUGGCGCCAUCGCGGUGCAGGAGACGACGUUUGUGUCCGGCGCCUUUGUGGGAGCUUUGGUAGGACAGCACUUCCUUCGGCUCAAAGGGGGGUGGCGCACGACCUGGGGCCUCGCGUCACCGUUGGGCCUGCUGGCGGUCCUGACCAUGCUACGAAUGCCGGACACCCCCCGGUCUAUCUACCGCCGCGCCGCCCGGACGGCCAACGAGCAGCGGUCCGAGUCGCCAGAGGCUGCCCAGCGCCGUCUCAUGGCAGUGCUCGAGGCAGCACGGCGGGACGCACUCAGUACCAUGUGCCAGAUCCGUGGGCUGGAGUUCGCAGAUGCGGCGAUGCUGCAGGAGCUGGAUGGCAUCGAGCGGACGUACAUCUCUGAGCUGAACCUCCUCGGCCGCGCCGCAUCUGCGUCGGGGUCCCCCAGCGCCGCGGGCACCCAGGAGUGGUGGCAGGAGGAGCUGCCAAUCUCGCAGAUCUUCAAGUCCCCUGUGCAUCUGCGCCUCCUCCUCGCCGGCUGCGCGGCCAACACGCUGCCUGCACUCUCAGGCUCUGAGGCCCUUCUGAACUACGCUGGGCAGAUGUUUCACAUGGUGGGCUUCGGCUACCCGGACGCAGCUUCCUUGGCGGUGAGCUUGUAUGGCGUCAAGCUUGUCAUGGCCUUCCCGAGCUUCCUGUGGCUCGACUCGGUGGGCCGACGUGUGCUGCUCUCCUACGGCCUCUCCGGGGUUACCGCGAGCUACGGUGUGGCAGCGCUGGGCCUUGGCCUUCACAGCCCCACGCUGGCUGGCGUCGGCCUGAUGGCCUCGCAGGCCAUUUACCAAGGAGCAGUCGGGCCCGUGACGUGGAUCGUGUCGUCAGAGAUGUAUCCGUCGGACAUGCGCGCCAGAGGGUGUGCUAUCGCCGCAGCCACGUUCUCCACGUUCACCCUGCUGUCCGUGCAGUUCCAUCCGCUUCUCAUCUCCAGGGGCCAUUUCACCGUCCUGUCCAUGUACGCAUUGAGCGCGCAGGUAGCCUGGCUGCUGACGCGCGUGACGGUGCCGGAGACCAAGGGGCGAACCUUGGAGGAGAUCCAGGACGAAGCCUUUCAGGGCCGGCUCUUUCGGCGCACCUCGAUGCUGGAGGCCAGCUCUAUCUUUGGCUUGGAGCCGGAGCCGGACGCAGCUGGCUGA